AUGUGCCUUUUUCAAGAAGACGCUGCCUCCUCAAUUUCGAAGUCCAAUGUGGAGAAAAUGAUCUUUGCUUUACAGAAAGCUAAAAGAAACAAUGACGCAAAGCCCGGCGAUAACCGGAGAGCCUUCGAAGAAGAAGGUAUUGAUUUACAUAAAACAAGCACUGCGUCAAAUUUUCUUCUUGCUUCUUCGGUUUCUAUUAAGGUCUCCUUCAAAGUUAUUAGAUCUCUUACACUUGAUGUUUUAAGUUCUGACACAAUUGGGAGUAUCAAAGACAAGAUCUACAGGAUUGAAGGGACUUCAGUCAACCAACAAGAGCUCUUUUUUGCUGGGAAUCAUCUAGAAGAUACCAAAGCACUGUCUAAUUACGUUGUUUCCACUGAUUCUGAUUCCACCAUAGAUGUUUGGGUAGAAGGAAGAAUGCCAAUUUCCAUAAAAAUCCCAUCAAUGGAGAAAACUUUACCUCUUAAUGUGAAGUAUGUGGAAACAGUUCAGAAACUGAAAGUCAUGAUUCAGGAUGAGGUGGGAAUUCCUUCAGAUCAGCAACUUCUUAUUUUUUGUGGCAAAACACUCAAAGAUGAUCAGUUAUUAAUUGCAUGUGGUAUCAUAAAGGAUUCUACAGUUUAUGUCAUGAUGAAUCCAUUAGCUGAGCUUCUCCUCUAUGUCCAAAUGGCUUGUGACAAGACCUUCAGUCUUGAAGUAAAGGCAGGAUAUACCAUUAGUGAUGUUAAGGUCAUUGUUGAGAGUUUAAGAGGAAUUUCUGCUAGUCAGAUGAAAGUUUUUCAUAAUGAAGUUGAACUUCAGGAUAGCUUUACCUUAUCAUUCUACAAAAUAAAGCACCAAUCUAUUUUACAUCUGCAAGCUCAAAUACAGAUAUUUCCCAAACUUCUAACUGGAAAGAUCAUAAGUAUCACAGCUGAAGCUAGCGAUACCAUUGCCAUUAUCAUCAGUAAGAUUGCAAGCAUGAUUGAUGUUAAAAGCAAUAAUUUGAGGCUCUCGUAUGCUAGACAGGUACUUGAUGAUCAGAAUCAGAAGACUCUUGCAUUCUAUGGUAUUAAUGGAGAAUCAACAAUCAUUAUACGUUUAAGGUUUCCAUGA
This is a messenger RNA of Dendrobium catenatum, 1095 nucleotides long. Its product is annotated as polyubiquitin-like. Bases 1 to 1095 code for a protein of 364 amino acids. The transcript has 2 exons. The record is from RefSeq and is a predicted model, not a curated record. NCBI's taxonomy places the organism in Eukaryota, Viridiplantae, Streptophyta, Magnoliopsida, Asparagales, Orchidaceae. Gene Ontology annotation, biological process: modification-dependent protein catabolic process; protein ubiquitination. Gene Ontology annotation, molecular function: ubiquitin protein ligase binding; protein tag activity. Gene Ontology annotation, cellular component: cytoplasm; nucleus.